Molecule: messenger RNA, 1230 nt
Organism: Oreochromis aureus
Lineage: Eukaryota; Metazoa; Chordata; Actinopteri; Cichliformes; Cichlidae
Product: cytosolic carboxypeptidase 6-like
Exons: 8
Coding region: 26-835 (269 amino acids)
Biological process (GO): proteolysis
Molecular function (GO): zinc ion binding; metallocarboxypeptidase activity
Source: RefSeq, a predicted model, not a curated record
AUUCAACUGUGGAAAAUGAGACCACAUGAGUGCAGAACGGGAGAAGAAGCUGGUCUUUCUCACCGCCCGCGUUCACCCCGGAGAGUCUCCCGCCUCGUUUGUUUGUCAAGGUGUGAUUGACUUCCUGGUGAGCCAGCACCCUGUUGCUCAGAUCCUGAGAGAUCAUGUGAUCUUCAAGAUAGUCCCCAUGCUAAAUCCCGACGGAGUCUACCUGGGCAAUUACAGGUGUUCUCUGAUGGGCUUCGACCUGAAUCGACACUGGCAGGAUCCCUCUCCGUGGGCCCACCCCACACUGCACGCUGUGAAACAACUCAUAGUGCAGAUGAACCAAGACCCGAGAGUCAGUUUGGAGUUCUACAUUGAUGUUCAUGCCCACUCCACUAUGCUGAACGGUUUUAUGUAUGGCAACGUGUUUGAGGACGAGGAGCGCGUCCAGAGACAGGCUGUCUUCCCCCGACUGCUGUGCCAAAACGCGCCAGACUUCUCCUUUUCCAACACUUCCUUUAACCGUGACGUGGUGAAGGCCGGUACCGGUAGGCGUUUCCUUGGCGGUCUUCUCGACGACACGUCCUACUGCUACACUCUCGAGGUGUCCUUCUACAGCUACAUGACAGCUGGCAGCACCGCUCCUGUUCCCUACACUGAGGAGACAUACAUGAAGUUGGGCAGGAAUGUGGCUCGAACCUUCCUGGAUUACUACAAACUCAAUAACUUAAUUAAGGACAACAGACCAACUCCUAUUCAAAGUUCUGGGGUGAUGUCCCAGACAGGCAAUGGUGUUGGCAGAGACACAGCAGACAGAGAGAAGGAGAAGAGCGAAAGUGUCGGGCACUAGACAGCCAGCCAGACGGACACAGGCAGAGCAUGUAUAAAAUGCAGAGCACUGUGGCAGGAGGAUCCUUCACACUUCAUUGUGUUUAUAAGCUCCACAUCUCCCUGGCUAUAAAGACUUAUUUUCACAGAUUUGUAACAGUGGGAUGACUGGUACUUGUAGGACUAAACCCAGAAGAGGCUUCCUCCAGGGUUAUAAAGCAUGGACUGUUGAAUACCAAGAGGAGACAGACUGGUUAUUCAUCUACAUUUCCAUCCAAGGCCUUCAUUUGGCAGCUUAUUUUUUUGUUGAGAAGAAAAAAGUGCAUGAGCUCCUAUUGUUUUUUCCCCUUUUCCCCCCCAAUUUAAAUGUUGUCUCUGAUUGUAUUAUAAUUAGUCAUUAAACAUUAAAGCACUUAA